AUGGCUGUCAAGUGCGUAGCAGUUUUGGCUGGCAUCAUUGCCUUCACUGGAUUUGCCGCAGCUGGUCCAAAACGCCCUCGUGCCGGAGUUAAUUUCCUCCAACAACUUAAUGGUCCUCAAAGUGAUGUCUCACUAAAGAUUUUGACUAAAACUGGAACAAGGAAUGCCACAGCGCCAUAUUUAUAUGGAUGGAUGUUUGAGGAUAUUAAUCACUCUGGCGAUGGUGGAUUAUACGGCGAGCUUUUAACGAAUCGAGCAUUUGAUGGCUCCACCGUUACUUGGGGAGGUAUUCCUGAUUUUGUGGGUGAUAGUAUUGUAUACCAGGAGAACCCAGUUCAAGCCUAUGGUCCCGUUCUCACGGGAUACAAGCCGGUUGGUAAUACAUCUUUACGGCUCGACAAUCUUCAUCCCUUGACGCAUUCUCACUCUACUGUUCUUCAGCUUGAUAUCCCAACAACAUCAAACCAAUCUACUAGCCCUGUUGGUGUGGAGAACAUGGGGUGGUGGGGCAUUCCAGUCUCCCCACAAAUCUAUAACGUUUCAUUCUUUAUCUAUCCUGAUCAAGUCCGAAAUCAAUUCAAUCUCAACACAAGCAUAACGGUCUCUCUUCAGUCAAACAUUACUGGAGAAAUAUGGGCAUCGACAGUAAUUCCAGCACAGUCAUGGAACGUCGUCAAUUGGACUUACGUUGAAGCUCAAAUCUUCAACACCGUCUCAGCUCCGGAUUCAAACAACUCACUGGCUAUUACCUUUGACCCCAUUGCUGCAUCAGGACAGACCUACUACUUUGAUCAGAUAAGCCUUUUUGCGGAGACUUUCAAAGGCUACAAGAACGGUCUGCGAAAAGACCUUGCUCAAAAUAUCUACGACCUUGGCCCCAAAUUCUUGAGAUGGCCAGGGGGUAAUAAUAUUGAAGGUUAUUCUAUUCAAAGGAGAUGGAAAUGGUGGGAGACAAUUGGUCCACUCGAGAAUCGUUGGGCAAGGCCUGGAAAUUGGGGAUAUUACAACACCAACGGUCUCGGUCUCAUGGAAUUUCUCGAAUGGACAGAGGCCAUGGAAAUGCAGAACGUUCUUGCAAUAUAUAGCGGUUACUCUCUUGGUGAUGCCGGAGAAGGCAAUGCUGACGAGUUCCCUGCUACCCCUGAGGCUAUGUACCCAGUCCUCAAAGAGGCACUUGACGAGCUCGAAUUUUGUAUGGGAUCUACCGACACCUACUGGGGUGGUAAGCGAGCGGAAUAUGGACAUCCCGAGCCUUUUGACAUUCAGUUCGUUGAGAUUGGGAAUGAAGAUUUCUUUGGACAGAAUUAUCCUUUCCGAUUCAAGUAUCUCUAUGAUGGACUUAAGGCAGCAUAUCCGAAUAUCACUUACAUCAGUACGGCUUACGAUGAAAAUUCAGGCUAUACAGUUGAUAUUCCUCCUGGGGCUAUGUGGGAUACCCACCAUUACGAGCCGCCAGCUUUCUUCAUCGACGCCUUUGAUUUCUGGGACAAUUGGCAAGAGGCAACCAACAAUUCAGACGUUACUGUCUUUGUCGGUGAAUACUCUGUUUUUCAAGUCGAUACGCCAUCUGAGGUUGACGAUUUCUCCGAUCCGCCUUCUAUUCACAUCUUCUAUCCGCGACUUAUAUCGGCCAUCGCCGAGGGGGUGUACUUGCUGGGCGCCGAACGGAACCCGCUUGUUGUUAAACUCACAUCCUAUGCUCCUAGUUUGCAGAACUGGAAUUGGUAUAACUGGACACCAAACUUGAUUGCAUUUGAUGCUGAUCCGAUGCACACGGUGUUGAGUGUCAGCUAUUAUUUGCAAAAGCUCUUUAACACAUAUCGCGGCUCUGAAUCUGUCCAGGUGUCAAAUCCCCGUGGUGACUUUGGCCCAUUGUAUUGGGCGUCGAGUGUUGAUGGAGAUAAGAGCGUGUUCUUAAAGGUCAUCAACGUGAAUUCCACAGCAGUUCCUCUGAGUGUGGAACUAGAAAGCCCUUGGAGUUCUGUCAAUGGAACAAUAAUUACGAACGAAGAUCCCAAUGGAUUUAACUACAAGAACAAUGCAACAGCGAUUACCCCUCAGCCACUAAACCUUACGAAGACACGACCUGGCCGGAAUGGAAUUAGGGACUGGGAUGUACCUGGAUACUCCAUCACAGUCCUACAGUUCAACCUGUAA
Amorphotheca resinae ATCC 22711 is the source of this 2157-nucleotide messenger RNA. RefSeq names its product glycoside hydrolase family 51 protein. The transcript has 5 exons. Bases 1 to 2157 code for a protein of 718 amino acids. The record is from RefSeq and is a predicted model, not a curated record. Gene Ontology annotation, biological process: L-arabinose metabolic process. Gene Ontology annotation, molecular function: alpha-L-arabinofuranosidase activity. Lineage: Eukaryota; Fungi; Ascomycota; Leotiomycetes; Helotiales; Amorphothecaceae.